CACAUCCGAUCGUGAAGUUUCUGUGUGUCUAACAUAUCCGUCCACUCGUUCAAGGAUACAUAUGAACACUGUCCGUUGACGUUCGCGACAGUAUUCUUGGAGGACAAAAUUUAUAUCAUAGGCAUUGACAGAGAGUCCUAUCUCAUGCAACAAGAUUGCUACUCUCGAAACACCUGAUCGCGAACCAGGUCUCGUCUUACUACCUGAGAACCUUGCCGACUCUUCUCCGACGACAUGGUCAAGUUGAAUAACAUCUUCACUUGGCGCAAUGGCGAGCAUCAGCACGAUGAGGCCUCGCUCUUGCUACCACGGCAUCAUCGUGAACGUGAGAUAGUCUCUGCGAUCCCCGCCAAGGAUGUAACUUUGACCGCCAUCCGACUCAAGUAUCAGCUCGAAGCGGUUAUUCCUUGUGAGCUCCCUGAGGAGCGCAUCGUGAAACCUCACAGCGACAUCAUCACGCCCGCUGUGAUCAAAACAGCAAAAUCAGCGGGGAAAGUUACCGGCUCCUCCGAUGACCACGGCGCAUGUGUCGUUUACUGCCUGCUUAUUGUCAAGCACUGGUUCAAGAUUCAGGCGCAAAAGGAACUAUGGGACGCUGACCUCCAUGAGUUGCGCGCUGUUGCGUGCGAAAUGCUCGCUAAGCACAUCAUCGAGGACGAGGACGACACCGAGUAUCUCAUGCGGGAAUUGCUUCUGAAACGCUAUAGCAUCCUCGUCGACGGUCAGCCGACGAAGCCGGCCAAUGCGAUAGAAAAGGCCGUCGAUCUGCAUGCAGUCCGCGUGAUUGGCAGCUCGGGUUAUCAAAAGUGUAUUGCGCACCUCUGGCGGGGAUGGCUUGUCCAGAGCGAAGAUGAUCCGAGUCGGUUCGUCGACUACAAAUCGAAGACCGAUACGCGAUACUGGACGCAUUUUGAUCCUGACCGUAUGAGGGUCCCACAGUAUCAAAACGCCGUUCAGGUGCUCAUAUCGAUCGCAUACCUUGCUCUGUACACGGGCGCUAUUAACACCAUCAAUCCGACAGGAGACUUGGACGUGAUUGAAGGUCUUCUCUACAUCUUCACCUUGGGAUACAUCUGCGACGAGGCCAUCAAGUUCUUCAAGAUCGGUCGGUUUUACUUUGGCUUUUGGAACAUUUUCAACAGCACUCUCUACGCCAUGCUUUCUGUCUCAUUCGUCACUCGCAUGAUUGCUCUUGCGCACGAUAUCGACUCUGAAACCCGCCAUAAAUACAACGAACUAAGCUACAACUUUCUCGCCGUUGGUGCGCCCAUGUUCUGGGCCCGACUGUUGCUCUAUCUGGAUGGUUACCGCUUCUUCGGCGCCAUGCUGGUCGUUCUCAAAGUCAUGAUGAAAGAAUCUCUCAUCUUCUUCGCGCUGCUGUUCGUGGUCCUGGUCGGAUUCUUCCAAGCCUUCAUCGGUCUCGAUCAAGUCGACGAAAACGUCGAUGCCACCUCCUUCAUCAUCUCUCAGAUGAUCAAUGCCAUCAUGGGCAGUCCUGAAUUUGGUGACGACUGGGACCGCUUCGCCCCGCCCUUUGGAAUCAUUCUCUACUACAUCUACAACUUUGUGAUCAUCGUCAUUCUCCUCAACGUGUUGGUCGCCUUGUACAACUCUGCUUACGAGGACAUCACUGAUAACGCCAUUGACGAAUACCUUGCGCUCUUCGCCGCCAAGACGAUGCAAUUCGUCCGGGCUCCUGACGAGAAUGUCUUCAUCCCGCCAUUCAAUCUCAUUGAGAUCUUCGGCCUCGUCCUCCCGUUUGAAUGGUGGAUGUCUCGUGCGCGAUACGAACUUCUCAACGACCUCGUCAUGGGAGUCAUCUACAGUCCACUUCUACUCGUGACAGCAUACUUGGAAGUCCGCACCGCGCGCAAGGUCAAGUUCAACCGCAAGCGAAAGGAGGCGGAUGACGACGUGAUUGAGGUCUGGGAGCAGCUGGCGGACGAUCUGGACGUGGAAGGUUCUGGCUGGGGCAAGCGGGUCGAGGGCACUUCGCCGAAUGUCGUCGGUGAUGCCGCGUUAGUGGAGUUAAAGGCUUUGAGAGAUGAAAUGAAGCAGUUGAAAGAAAUGAUCAAGUCAGGGUUGCCGCAGGGCACUGCUGUGGAGGAAGCGGGGGCUGCUUCUUCGUCAUCAGCGUCGAAGAAGCAAAAGAAGCAGCAGUUGAAGGAGGGUGAUACAACAGAGGGUGACGACACGAAGGAUGCUGCCAGCGCUUCGUAGGCCAUUAUCAUCACGUUUACUCGUCUUUGUCUCCACAUCCGCUAUUCUAGAACCUAUUCAAUGAACCUACAUAAAACAUUGAUUAUUGACUCGAUACACAAAUGCCUAUCUAUGCUUGAAUGAAUGUUUGUCCCAAAUCUCGCGAGAU
Dissoconium aciculare CBS 342.82 is the source of this 2368-nucleotide messenger RNA. Its product is annotated as receptor-activated Ca2+-permeable cation channel. The transcript has a single exon. Bases 235 to 2220 code for a protein of 661 amino acids. Lineage: Eukaryota; Fungi; Ascomycota; Dothideomycetes; Mycosphaerellales; Dissoconiaceae. The record is from RefSeq and is a predicted model, not a curated record.